AUGAAGAAGCUGCUAAUACAGCAUGGAGAUAAUGAAACAAUUGGAAAUUUAGUGCAGUCAGAGAAACAACCUUGAAAAACCAUCUAUGACUGUAAAAUUUAUAAAGGUGACGAUUUAUGCUGGAUUGAACAAAAAAAUCAAGAAGGUAGAAGUAGGAGAAAAGAUAGUAGUGAUGAGGCUGUACAAAAUAAACCUCUGAUAAGAAUAGCAGUUUUAAUAAUAGCUAACCACUUAUGAAUAGGAGAUGUUAGGGAAAGAAAACGUUUAAAAUUUCAAUUUUGUAACCUAUACGGAGAAAAUGGAAUCAGGCUAAUUCAUAUUUUUACGUAUUUUUAUCUUUUAAUUAGUGUAAAUUUGUAUUGUAAAAGUAAUAAAUUUGCUUUACUGUUAUAUUUAAAAAAUCUAUUUAUUAUAUGCUCAUAA
Molecule: messenger RNA, 423 nt
Organism: Blepharisma stoltei
Lineage: Eukaryota; Ciliophora; Heterotrichea; Heterotrichida; Blepharismidae
Source: the annotation of a GenBank genome assembly